GCAUGUAACAGGUGAUUUUAGUCCAGGCGAAGCGGCGAUCAUUUCUGCAUUUUUUUUUGUUUUUAAAUGAAUGUGCCUUUUGUAUUUUUGUACCACAUUGAUACCGGUAACUGUGAAAGCUGUACAGAUAGGGUUUUUUGUGUUCCAGCUUUAUUUUGUAGUUAUAAUUUCACCGACAGCAUGGAUAGGGACUCGACCGGCGCUGCGGAGCAGAGGGAGGCAGAGCCGUGGCCGCCUCUGGGGGGGAGCAGGGAGGCAGACACCUGCGGGGAGGACGCCCGCUUCUCCCGGGGAGGGAUGCCUCUCGUUAAUGAUGUGGCCCGGGCCAGGUGGACUCUGCUGAAACAGGUGUUGCGUCAGAAGCAGGCAGACAGUCCUGAGAUCAAACAGGUGUCUGUUCGCAGAUUCUCCACAUUUGACCUUUUCAGUAGGACAAAUCUUCCGACACAAGAUGCCAGUGAUACCUCAGAUGACCAGUGGGUGGAGUACAGAAGUGUCUGCUCCCCUGAGUACAGUGCCUUACUCAGAGAUAACCUGGGACCUCUUAGAGUAAAUGAAGUGCUCAACAGUUUUGACAACACUGGCAACGUCUGUGUGUGGCCAUCUGAGGAGGUGAUGGCGCAUUACUGUCUGCAGAAACGUCACAUGUUCAAGGGUGCAGUGUGCGAGUUAGGAGGAGGGAUGACUUGUCUUGGUGGGCUCAUGGUUGCCAUUUCUGCUGACGUGAAGGAAGUUCUCCUAUCAGAUGGGAAUGAGAAGUCCAUUCAGAAUGUUCAAGAACUGGUCAAGAGAAACGGGCAAGCUGGCAAGUUUGGAUCAACACAUGUAUCUUCAAGAGUGGUGAGAUGGGACUCUGAGACGGAUAUUUCAGCCCUCGCAGGUCACUUUGAUGUCAUCAUGUGUGCAGACUGUUUGUUUCUCGACCAGUACCGAGCCAGCCUGGUUGAUGCUAUAAGGAGAUUACUGCAUCCCAACGGCAUGGCCUUGGUGUUCGCUCCACUGCGAGGGGAAACGCUGAGACAGUUUUGUGAGCUGGCGCAGCGGGCUGGACUGUACGUCUCUGAACACCAGCAGUACGACGCUCAGGUCUGGGAUGUUCACGUGAAGAUGCAAAGAGGGGGGAAACAAGCAUAUGACGAAAACAUCCACUAUCCUCUCCUCAUCAUUUUGACCAAAGGACCUCAACCUGUCAGCCACACUCAGUAAACCAAAACAAAGUGUGCCCUCAGCUAUAAACAAUCCCUCCACUCCACAUUUUUUGCAUUAUGAAGGGGAGUGGGAUGUAUUCUGACUCGGUAUGUUUUAACCAUCUGCCAUGUGUCAAAAACAACUGCUGUCAGUCUAAUGAUGGUCACUCAGCCGGCCAGCCUUUUAACCAGUUGAUUAAACACAAAAGCUCUUAAUCAUCUGUCUGGGAAUAUGAAUCACAUCUUCAAACUGUCAUUUACUCAGACAGCCAUGUAAUCAAUCGUUCUUCUGCUGCUCCUUCAAUGACCUAACAUGGUUUGUAAUUCAUCACUAAUCCAGUCAGUGUUUCAUCCAAAAGGACAACUAGUUGUUCAUUAAGGAUAUUUCCUACAUCUUCUCUGUUUGCUGCGUUCAGAUGGCCAGUAUCAACCCACGCUGCUGUGGCUGUGGCCUCAGCGUGGAGACCGGCUUUAAUUCACUAACUGUCAGAGUGUAGAGCAGCUCAGUUUCUUUUGUUCCCACCUCUUAUGUCUUUUAAAGCAGCUCAUUCAUGCGAGUCACAGGUCAUUACAAAGAACUUCACCUCUGUAUAACUUACAACUGUGUAUUAAGACAACAUGGUAUAUUCAUACUGAGGUGCAGUCGUUGCUUCCCUGGGGCUACAAAUUGCACAUUUACAUAUCGUCAGAGUGAACUAAGGUGAAGCCGAUUAGUUACACUUUAAAAGGAAUGUGUUGUUUCUCCUACUGGGGUUGUGUUAAGUACUUCAUUCAUAGUUGGUGUCUUAAAUGCUGUAGAUGACAGUCACGGUGCUCUCAGUUUGGGGAAUCAGGGAGGAAUUUUCAUGAAGAGUUGAAAUUGUGGUUCAAGUGAACAUUUAAAUACAGUAUUUUUCCACCGCAUUGCUUUACUUUGUCACAAAGGUUUCUGUACCACAGAGCAUCCAAGUUGCAGCACAGUCCAUGCUCUAUGUUACGAGCUGAUCCUACGUUGGAGCAAAGACCUUUUCAUCUAGACUGUCCAUCUAAUGCAUAACUGACUACUACUUAUAAGUACUUUGCACAACCCCACUUCAAGAAAAAAUAAUCUUAUAUUGAAAUUCGAAAAACUGUAAUUCAUUUUUUCAGCUGUA
Molecule: messenger RNA, 2320 nt
Organism: Cololabis saira (Pacific saury)
Lineage: Eukaryota; Metazoa; Chordata; Actinopteri; Beloniformes; Belonidae
Gene: camkmt
Product: calmodulin-lysine N-methyltransferase
Exons: 11
Coding region: 67-1206 (379 amino acids)
Cellular component (GO): cytoplasm
Molecular function (GO): calmodulin-lysine N-methyltransferase activity
Source: RefSeq, a predicted model, not a curated record